Messenger RNA from Aspergillus oryzae RIB40, 1059 nucleotides. RefSeq names its product sterol desaturase family protein. Gene Ontology annotation, biological process: lipid biosynthetic process. The transcript has 2 exons. The record is from RefSeq and is a predicted model, not a curated record. NCBI's taxonomy places the organism in Eukaryota, Fungi, Ascomycota, Eurotiomycetes, Eurotiales, Aspergillaceae. Bases 1 to 1059 code for a protein of 352 amino acids. Gene Ontology annotation, molecular function: oxidoreductase activity; iron ion binding.
AUGGAUAUCGCCCUCGAAGUCUGGGACACCUUCAUCGGUGACCGCUUAUACGCCGCUCUUCUCCCCGUCUCGCUUUCGUCCUCAGUUUCGUUCCCUGGCUUUAAUCAUGCGGCCAAUAACACACUGUCCUUCUUCGGCGCAUCCCAGCCCUUCAUCUAUGAACCGGCCACGCACCUGAUUUAUCUGGAACCCUCGAAGUACGCGUACAUGAGUGCUUGGCCUAGGAACAACAUCUAUCGCCAAUUCCUGAGCUUCUUCUUGAUUGUCUGGAUAUUCGGCCUUAUCACCUAUUUCAUAUCUGCAACACUGUCUUAUAUUUUCAUCUGGGACAAGACUACCGUCAAACACCCGAAGUUCCUCAAAAACCAAAUUCCCAUGGAGAUUGCACAGACCAUGGGAUCUAUGCCCAUCAUGUCUCUUCUGACUGCCCCUUUUUUGGUCGCCGAGGUACGGGGUUAUGCAAAGUUGUAUGAUGGUUUCUCCGACGAGCCUUUUCCGUACUACAGCAUCAUACAGUUCCCAUUGUUCAUUGCAUUCACCGAUUUCUGCAUUUACUGGAUCCACCGCGGCUUACACCACCCGUUGAUCUAUAAGUCUUUACAUAAGCCGCACCACAAGUGGAUUAUGCCCAGCCCUUUCGCCUCACAUGCCUUCCAUCCGCUGGAUGGAUGGUCUCAGAGUGUCCCAUACCACGUAUUUCCGUUCAUAUUCCCACUCCAGAAGGUCGCCUACGUUUUUCUCUUCGGUUUUAUUAACCUCUGGACCGUAUUGAUCCAUGACGGCGAAUAUGUUGCCAACAGCCCGGUCAUCAAUGGGGCUGCCUGCCAUACAAUGCACCAUCUUUACUUUAACUACAAUUAUGGGCAAUUUACCACGCUAUGGGAUCGAUUGGGAGGGAGUUACCGAAAACCAAACGAGGAACUUUUCCGCCGUGAGACAAAGAUGGACAAGGAGGAAUGGAAGAAACAAACCGAAGAGAUGGAAUCUAUCCUCAAGGAUGUCGAAGGAGACGAUGAUCGCAAAUACCUAGUCGAGGAUGAGUCUAAGAAGGACCUAUAA